Impatiens glandulifera is the source of this 1570-nucleotide messenger RNA. Its product is annotated as SNF1-related protein kinase regulatory subunit gamma-1-like. The transcript is spliced from 7 exons. Lineage: Eukaryota; Viridiplantae; Streptophyta; Magnoliopsida; Ericales; Balsaminaceae. The record is from RefSeq and is a predicted model, not a curated record. Bases 1 to 1296 code for a protein of 431 amino acids.
AUGCAGAGGAAGAAGGAAGAGAAUCUAUCUCUUCUCAACAUUGCAAAGAAUGAAGUUCCGGAAUCAGAAACUACGAGUAAUUAUGGUAUAGUAGAUUCAGGCACCGCUCUCCAACACUUUCUCGAUUCAAUCCCUAUCUCUUCCAUUCCCCCCGGCAUUACAAACUCAUCCUCCGCUGUGGAAAUCAGAGCAGGCGAUAGCGUCGGAGAUGCCAUAAGAGCGCUGAGCGAGAACAACGCCUUGGGAGGACUCAUCGCCGAUGAACCUGAUGCUAUCAUUGCUGACGAUUCCAUUGCCAAAUUUAUGAAUAACAAUCCUUCCAACCGUUACAUCGGCUUUAUCGACUUCGCCAGAUUGUUUCUAUGGUCUCUCCAGGAAUGUGGAAAGCAAUGCCACCAAAUUAGCGAAGAGAAGAGCAGCAUUAGCGAGGGAAGUUUCUUCUCAAUGCUUGAUCAGAAUCCCGACGUUGCUCGAACUAAGAUAGUUGUGCUGGCAAAGUCAUUUAUUUGGCAUCCGUUUCUACCUGUGCAACUCAACGACACUCUUCUCCAUGUUUUACUCCUUUUCUCUAAACAUCGACCGGAGUUCUUACCUGUCGUCGAUCAAUCCGCCGGCGGCAACAACGUCACUGGCUUUGUCACAGAGAGCGGGGUGAUCCAUCUCCUCCUUAUGUCUAGCGGACUCGAAUGGUUCGAUCAAAUUGCAGACAAGCCCUUACAUGAUUUCAGGUUCGAUCUUGCAGAAAGAACAAUGUAUGUAUUCGGAAAUCAAAGCAUUGAUGAAGCAAUUGACAUAUUAUGGAAGAACAGAGACAUUGGUGUAGUUGCAGUAGUACAGAGCACGAAGAGGUUGAUUGGAUGGGUUAGGAGAAGUGACAUACAUCUUCUUCUGGACAAUCAUGAACUAUUUCACAUGAGAAAGAGCCUAAGUGUUGAGCAGUUCAUUAAAAUGUCUCCUCCUGAAGAGGAAGAUAAUCAUUUAAUUAAUGCAAUGGGAAGUAGUCUUACACUGAGGAACAAUUUCCUACUGAAGAUGGAUUCACCUGCCACAGCCCGAAAAACUGAUACCCUGAAACAAGUGAUGGAGAAAUUGGCAAAAAAUAAAUCAAGUUUUUGCUUUUUGGUGGAUGAUGAAUCACAACAAUUACUAGAAGGUGUAGUGACCCUGAGAGAUGUUAUGCUUCAGUUUGCCCCACCUUCCGUUGAUUCGAGAAUCACUGGAGGUAGCUUUUUUGAGACAGCAUUAGAACAGACUGGGUGUAGAAUUCAAAAUGGAACGGUGGUAUGUGAUCGUUGAUAUCUUUUAUUUGUUUAUCUAAAUGCAUGUUUCAAGGAAUAACACCACAUGCAAACUUACUUACUCUGCAAUGUUGGUGUCUGAUACGUUUUUUAGCCUGUAAAAGAAGAAUUUACUUUGAUCAGUUUGACAGACAAAUUAUACUGAUUAUCUUUUCAAAUUUUCAUGCAAAACAGUACACAUAUUGGAGUUGUUUUGAUUUGAAAUAUAUUUUAAAUAAUCUCAAAUCAAAGAAUCAGUAGGAGCCAGAAUGAGGAGGUCAUAUUUGAAGAAA